AUGGAGAAGUUAAACCAGUUAUUGCAUAAUCAUGUCCACUGGGUCUUACAAGUUGAGGCAAUAGCUUUCAAGCAAGCUUUGUUGUGGCCUAAUCGUUUGAAGAUUUUGAAGGUUGGUCCUGCUCUUGCAUGUGGCUGUACAGUGGUCAUAAAACCCUCUGAACUUACACCCCUCACAGCUUUAGCAGCAGCUGAGCUGUCCCUUCAAGCUGGAAUACCACCGGGUGUGGUGAACGUGGUUAUGGGAAAUGCUUCAGCAAUUGGGGAUGCUUUACUUGCAAGUUCGCAGGUAAGAAAGAUCACUUUCACAGGCUCAACAGCAGUUGGAAAGAAGCUGAUGGCUGGUGCAGCUGCGACUGUCAAAAAGGUAUCUCUUGAGCUUGGUGGCAAUGCACCCUGCAUAGUCUUUGACGAUGCAGACCUGGAUGUGGCGGUAAAAGGAACUCUUGCAGCAAAGUUUCGUAAUACUGGACAGACAUGUGUUUGUGCAAAUAGGAUUCUUGUACAAGAAGGUAUCUAUGAUAAAUUUAGGGAUGCUUUUGCGAAAGCUGUCCAGAAUAUGCAGGUUGGGAAUGGCUUUAGUGAAGGUGUGGCCCAGGGUCCACUAAUCAAUGAAGCAGCAGUACAAAAGGUUGAAUCAUUUAUUCAAGAUGCUAUAUCAAAGGGAGCAAAAGUUGUUCUUGGGGCCAAAAGGCAUAGCCUUGGAAUGACCUUUUAUGAGCCUACAGUUCUCAGUGAUGUCAAGAAUGAUAUGCUAAUAGCAAGAGAGGAAGUAUUUGGGCCUGUCGCACCCCUUUUGCGUUUCAAAACUGAGGAUGAGGCUAUCCGAAUUGCUAAUGACACCAAUGCAGGGUUAGCUUCUUACAUAUUUACAAAUAAUGUUCAACGUUCAUGGCGUGUCUCUGAAGCUCUUGAAUAUGGACUUGUCGGUGUCAAUGAAGGCUUAAUUUCAACAGAGGUGGGU
This is a messenger RNA of Prunus avium (sweet cherry), 963 nucleotides long. The record is from RefSeq and is a predicted model, not a curated record. NCBI's taxonomy places the organism in Eukaryota, Viridiplantae, Streptophyta, Magnoliopsida, Rosales, Rosaceae.